Diplodia corticola is the source of this 660-nucleotide messenger RNA. RefSeq names its product ras small monomeric gtpase. The transcript is spliced from 5 exons. The coding region runs from base 1 to 660 and encodes 219 amino acids. Gene Ontology annotation, molecular function: GTP binding; GDP binding; GTPase activity. The record is from RefSeq and is a predicted model, not a curated record. Gene Ontology annotation, cellular component: plasma membrane. Gene Ontology annotation, biological process: signal transduction. Lineage: Eukaryota; Fungi; Ascomycota; Dothideomycetes; Botryosphaeriales; Botryosphaeriaceae.
AUGUCCCAACGAGAGUACCACAUCGUCGUCCUCGGGUCGGCGCAGUUUGUCCAGAAUGUCUGGAUCGAAUCCUACGACCCCACCAUCGAGGACUCGUACCGAAAGGCCAUCGACGUCGAUGGACGGUCGGUAGUACUCGAGAUCCUGGACACUGCAGGGACAGAGCAGUUUACUGCCAUGAGAGAACUGUACAUGAAAACGGGCCAAGGCUUCCUCCUCGUCUUCAGCAUCACGUCGAUGACGUCCCUCCACGAGCUCGCCGAGCUGCGCGACCAGAUCAUCCGAAUAAAAGACGACGAGCGCGUCCCCAUCGUGCUCGUGGGCAACAAGUCGGACCUCGAGGAAGACCGGGCCGUGACGCGCGCCCGCGCCUUCGCCGUCAGCCAGGCGUGGGGCAACUGCCCCUACUACGAGACCAGCGCCCGCCGCCGCGCAAACGUCGACGAAGUCUUUGUGGAUCUCUGCAGGCAGAUCAUCCGCAGGGACAUGGAGCGCUCCCGCUCCCACACCGACUACGGCCGCCCCAGCGCCAGCACCCGCCGUCACCACCCCUCCAGCCGCCACAGCACCGGCGGCGGUCCCCCGCCCGGCCCCGGCAGCGGCGGCAGCGUCAAGGGCUCGCGGCGGAACCGCCGCGAACACCGCUGUGUGAUAUUAUAA